UCAAGAGAGACGGCCUUGGAGGACAGCAGAGGCUAGGGGAGAAGCGUGCCGCAGGACAGGCGGGAGACGCAACCCCGAGGCGCAGAGCCCUGGGACCCGAUGCGACCCUUGCUGCGCAGAGCGCGGGUGAUGUGAGCAGAGCCCAGGAAUGCCUUAUGUGGAUCGGCAGAACCGAAUCUGUGGGUUUCUGGAUAUUGAAGACAAUGAGAACAGUGGCAAAUUCCUCCGGAGAUACUUUAUCCUGGAUACCCAGGCCAACUGCCUCCUCUGGUACAUGGACAAUCCCCAGAACCUGGCAGUUGGGGCAGGAGCUGUGGGAUCUUUGCAGCUGACUUACAUCUCGAAGGUGAGCAUAGCUACCCCAAAGCAGAAACCAAAAACUCCAUUCUGCUUCGUCAUCAACGCACUGUCUCAGAGAUAUUUUCUUCAAGCCAAUGAUCAGAAAGAUCUGAAGGACUGGGUAGAAGCCCUGAACCAAGCCAGCAAGAUCACUGUACCCAAGGCUGGGACAGUACCCUUGGCCACAGAAGUUCUCAAAAGCCUAACAGCUCCUCCCACCCUAGAAAAGAAGCCGCAGGUGGCCUACAAGACUGAGAUCAUCGGGGGAGUGGUGGUACAAACACCCAUCAGCCAGAAUGGUGGGGAUGGGCAGGAAGGGAGUGAGCCAGGGACUCACGCCUUUCUGCGAAGGUCUCAGAGCUACAUCCCCACAUCAGGCUGCCGUCCUACCACUGGGCCUCCCCUCAUUAAGAGUGGCUACUGUGUGAAGCAAGGGAACGUGAGGAAGAGUUGGAAACGGCGCUUCUUUGCCCUGGAUGACUUUACCAUCUGCUACUUCAAGUGUGAGCAGGACAGAGAGCCUCUGCGCACCAUACCACUCAAGGAUGUUCUCAAGACUCACGAGUGUCUGGUCAAGUCUGGUGAUCUCUUAAUGAGGGACAACCUGUUUGAAAUCAUCACCACCUCCAGGACAUUCUACGUACAGGCGGAUAGCCCUGAAGACAUGCACAGCUGGAUUGAGGGGAUUGGAGCAGCUGUCCAGGCCCUGAAGUGCCACCCUAGGGAACCAUCUUUUUCAAGAUCCAUUUCUUUGACUCGACCUGGAAGUUCCAGCCUUACAAGCGGGCCUAACUCCAUCUUGUCAAGGAGACGACCACCAGCGGAAGAAAAGCGAGCUCUCUGUAAGGCCCCCUCCAUGGCCUCCUCCUGGCAACCCUGGACACCUGUCCCCCAGGCUGAGGAAAAGCUGUUGUCGGCCGAGAAUGCUUCACAGGACUCUUUAUUCAUGCCUAACCCUGGGGAGAGUACAACCACAGGGCUGCUGGCAAGUUCUCGAGUCAGGCACAGGUCGGAGCCCCAGCACCCCAAGGAGAAGCCAUUUGUAUUCAACCUUGAUGACGAAAACAUACGAACCUCUGAUGUGUGAUAUACAGUGCCAGUUGUGUGCAGGAGAGACGGGGGCUGGGACUCGUUUUCUCUGCCAUGGUAGAGGACAGAAGCUAAUGGCACUCACAGUGGAGGGGCUUAUCUAGCUGGCUUUGGUUUUGCUAUUAUUGACACAGUUUAUUUAAUUGGGGGAAAGUCAUUAGGUUAGACCCAUGGGCAUAUUCCAUUGCCUCUUGAAUGCCCCCUUCCCCAGGUUUCCUAGUGAGGGGUUUGUUUUCAUAUUUUCUGUCUAGAGGAGGCUAGAGUCCAGUUUCACCCAUAAGCUUUUCCCUCUUGUAUUUCUUUCAUAUUCUUGGUUUUGCUUCCAGUCUGUGUACAGGAUCUCAGGCUAAGAACGGCUUUCAUCUACCCCUGUUUAUUGGCUGAAGUCUGGGGAUCAGGCAGACAGUUAGCAUCCAGACUGAAAGGCAUCGGGUGAGACUCAGGUUGCACAGUUCAGCUGGGAUCCAUCUGAGGGCUGUCUUUAGAAUCUGGGGAGUGAAAGGUGAAUUCUGGGAUAUCUACCCUGGGCAGUUCUUUCAGGACACCUCCCAGGGGAGCAGACAGGACCUCUUGUGAGUCAUGAGGGCUAAUUAAACUGCUAUAGCCACUUGUGGGAAUCAUGCUGUCCUCUUGAUGCUUCAUGACCCCAAAUGCCAUAGACCCGAGUGACAGAGCCACCAGUCUAUUUUUUGUGUCAGGCCCCUAGGAUGGGGUUUUCAGUGUUAAAUGUUAUGAUUGCAGAGAUUUUCAGUGUUUUAUGAUUGCAGAGAACAGAACAGAUGCUUCCCUUGAAACUGAGGUGUGUGUGUGUGUGUGUGUGUGUGUGUGUGUGAGAGAGAGAGAGAGAGAGAGAGAGAGAGAGAGAGAGAGAGCGCACACUCAUGUUAGGACCAUCUCUAUCUCAGAGGCUUAGAUUAAUAUAAAGCAGCAACUGAGAAGUGAUGGAUAGUGGUUUAUUGCAGUAAGCAUCUUUGAUCCAUGUUUUCCAGACAGGAGAAUGGUUCUUCUUUGACACAGUGAAUCUGGAAUGCCUGUCUUACAGCUCUUUUAGACUUUUGUCUAACGCUAAGUGCUUGUAUAUUGUGCAGCUCGCUGACCCACUUGCUCUGUUUUACUGUGUUGCCUCUUAAGUGGAGCCAUGCACACACUGAGUGGAACCCCAGCAUCUGAUAAGAGCCUAUGCACUCCCUGGUGAAGAGACUCGAACAGGAUUUUUUUCCCCAAUACUUACAUUUUCAUGGAACAGAAACUGGGAAUAAAGAAAUUGAAUCAGAGGAUGAAUUGUUGGCUAGGAGUUUCCUAGGUUCUAGAAGAGUUUAGAAAAUUAGAUUUCCACUCAGAAUUUAGGGUGUGGGUUUUUUCCCACUGGGCAAGAUACUAUUUCCAGUGCCUUUGGGGGCAUUUCUAUCAGCCUUCAAUGAACCGUGCUACCAGAAAAUUAUGGCCAUUUCCUACAGGGAGAGAGGACAUGGCUCACUCCUAUCUGUGUAACUUUUAUCUGCUAGGUAAAUUAAUCCUAUUUUUAAUUAGAAAUGUGUAGUUCUAAGAAGAGACUAGGAGGCAUUUUUAUUUAAGCUAGUUAGCACUCUGUGUCCACAGUUAAUGCAAAAGCAAAAACAGGCAUAAAGCUCAGAAGCGUGUUCUAGUGUGACUGUGACCCUGAAUCUGGUGCCACACUGAAGACUCCUGGACUGUGUGUGGGAGUUGUCUCCCACUUGAAGUCUGGCCUUGUGAUCCUGAUAUAUAUAAACAAAACCACUGGGCUUCUCUUUUCUGUUCAUGAUCUUUUGUGUCUUCCACCCCUAAAAAAACCACUUUUGCAUGUUUUGAUUUUCAGGGUUCGGGAUUAUUUAUUUAUGAGUGGGUAAGGUUACAACCUACUUCAAAAGUCAGUGCCCUUUGUCUCUGGUUUCAGCUUAAAAUCUUCCCUUAGAAAAUUCUUUGGCUGCUCAACAGAAUUGCUCAAUGUGAGAUGAGGAACUAAGGAAAUAAAUCAGGAACUCCUGAAGGGCCUUGAACAUGCCCUGGCUCACGGAAAUGAUGUCAUCUUUUGGCGUUUAGAUUGCAAAAUCUGUCCGUCCCUCUUCUAGAAACUGUUUGCUUGGUUAUUACUGCUGCAUCAACAGGUUGUUACAGAAAGUUGAUAGGUUUCAGUACAUAUUUUGAGAUGGAUUUCAGUACAUAUUUUGAGAUCAUGUUAGAUUAAACACAAUGUAGUUUAUAUAAUGUCAACAAAGGGAAAGUGACCCUAGCCAGCCAACACAUGAGACUUCCAAGUUAGAACAUUGUUAAUUUAAUAUUGGUGCCCAGAAAAUAUAAUUAUCUUUGUGAAGCCUCAAAACAUUUAAAUUCUCAAUCUUAUUUCAGGAUUCCCCUUCUGUCUGUAUUUCUGGCCAGUUAUACAAAUCCCCCUCCCUCACACACCUUUUAAAUUUGUUUUUGAUAGUCUUGCUAUGUAGUCCAGGAUGGCUUUGAACUGGUAAUCCUCCUGCCUCAGCCUCCCGAGUGCUUGGAUUAUAAGCAUAUGCCACCAUAUCCAGCCCGUGACAGUAUUUUAAUGUGAGCCAAAGAUGGUGCAUAAACCUUUAGUUUUCAAUGUAUCCCAUAGACCUCUGUCAGAGGAUAAGGCGUGAUGCUGUGUGAGUCUGUGGUUAAGCAUAGAAUGUGGAUACAUCCGAAGGGAUUUCUGGGUUAUAAAAGGUACUGCCUUUUCUUUGUGGAAUAAAAACAAGUCUCUGAAGUUGGAUCCUUCUAUAAGGUUUUGUAGGCACUGCUCUCUGUAGCCGAAGUUCGCCCUAUCCAUUACUCUUAAAAGGUUUGAUGGACUUGCUUACCCAGGGUCAGGCGAUAAUCAACAAAGAUAGCAUGUGUUUUUCAUUCUGUAAACCAUUCUCAGGAUAUGGGAGGCCACAGACUGGAGAGGAACCUCUGGUCAAAACGGCAGGGUGACAGUUCUACUUCCAAGUAGAGUGCUAGUCUUCCAUGGAAGAUUUAAGGUUCAUCGUCCUACUUUACUGGAAGCAAACUGGUUUGGUUUGGUUUCUCCUUUUCUACCCAAUGCUCUCCUCAGGACUCAAACGACCGUCUGUGUAAGCAGCUGACCAGUAAUUGAACGGUGGCCUUGAUGCUUGUUUUCGGUGUCAACCAAAUAGCCAUCUGGUAGCAAGCGGCAGCAUUUUUUGAAAUUAGGCUUUCCCAUGUCGCCUGUUUUAACUUUUUUUUUUCUCCCUCUAAAAUCUGUUUUCCGAAGUCCCCCGUGUUCUCUCUGUGUGUUAUUGCCUGCCAGAGUCAAUUAUAGUUACUUAUACCAGGUAGGUAGGUGUUGAAUCAAGUGAAUAUUUGGCAAAAACACACAGUGUGACCGCUGGGCCCUCUGUUUAUGAAGGUGUGGCAUGCCCCAUUUGAGCCGGUGUUUGAGCUAUGAAACACCUCCUGCAAGCACUGAGCUCAGUGCAUGGAAACUCCAGCUUCUUAGGUUGUAUGAGCUCCUAAUUGGUAUGUAGCAAAACGUCAUUUUCUAAAACUGUUUGGUUGCUUGUUUUGUAAUAAAAACAUGUGAAAUAGGA
Arvicanthis niloticus (Nile rat) is the source of this 4994-nucleotide messenger RNA. RefSeq names its product pleckstrin homology domain containing A2 (gene Plekha2). NCBI's taxonomy places the organism in Eukaryota, Metazoa, Chordata, Mammalia, Rodentia, Muridae. The record is from RefSeq and is a predicted model, not a curated record.